CUGUUUAUAAGGAACACACCCACAACUGAAUGAUAUAUUCUGAUCCCGGUAACAGGAAGCAUUUCUUACAAAGCAGUCACAUCUAGACAAAACAGGCAGAGCUAUAAAAACACAAAACAAAGCAUGAGGAGCAGAUAAAAUGGAGGCAGAAGACGAUGACAACACAGCAGCUGGAGAACAGACUGAAGUCACAUCUGUAUUUCCAGCUGUGACAAAUAACAAAGCUGAGGAGUUAGAGGAGAGUGCAGCUGAAACAAAGUGUGGUCCAGUGAAUGAACUCAGUGAAGCUGAACACUCAGAGAGAAAAGAUGAAAGAACAAUGAUAGAAGAGUCUAAAAUCACAUCUGAAGAAGGAGCUGCAUCAGAUGAGAAAGCAGGAGAAGUUGAUGAAGUUAAAGAAGUCCACAAUGAAAGCAGCAGUGACAGUGAGCAGACUGUAGAGGAGAGCAACAGACUGGAGUGCACAAGUCAGAGUGUUGAAAGAGAAAUCAACAAAUUGACGCCUGAGCUCACACUUGUGUUAGUUGGUGAAACAAAUUCCAUUGAGAUUGGAUCAAAAAACAUCUUCUUUGACCAUGACGAGCAAACAAAUGUUGAACAGUAUUCAUCGAGACUGUAUGAUUUGUGUGGUCGGCACAUAUCUGUCAUUAACAUGCUUGGUCUUCAAAGCAUUGACAAAGUCCCAUUAAACAGAGGAAUCCAUGCCUUUCUCUUACUGUUACCAAAUGGUCUGCAUAGCAGCCAGUACAGUUCAGGAGUGCAGUGGUUAGAAAAAGCUUUUGGGAAAGAAUCACUUGCUUAUUUAAUGACAGUAGUGACUCAUAAGUCAGAUGAAUCAUGUGAAAGUGCAGUGACAGACCUGAAAGCCAACAGCAGUUUCACUGAAAAAAGAUACCACACAUGUAAAAACAGUAUGAUGGAUGGAAAUGAGAUAAUAGCUCUGUUGGAAAAAAUAGAUGUGAUGGUCUCUGAAAACGAUCCACACUGCUACAGUGGACUGAUGUGUGAUGACACUAAAGAGCAGAAAGACCUGCUGGACCACAAAUACCAGGAAGAGGAAAGGAUCGAUUCCUCUGAGUCUCAGCAAAAUCCAACAGGUGAGAUUUAAAGGAAAACUGUGCUUGAUUACAACUUGGGUUUCAUUUUUGUCAGUUGCUGAGGAUGUUAUUGUACAAACAGACUGAAUGUUAAAGUUUUAGUUGAAGUAAAGUUUUUUUUCCAGUAACAACAUCAUUUUAUCUGCAACAUAAA
Scomber japonicus (chub mackerel) is the source of this 1251-nucleotide messenger RNA. RefSeq lists its product as uncharacterized. The transcript has 6 exons. NCBI's taxonomy places the organism in Eukaryota, Metazoa, Chordata, Actinopteri, Scombriformes, Scombridae. Bases 140 to 1108 code for a protein of 322 amino acids. The record is from RefSeq and is a predicted model, not a curated record.